Molecule: messenger RNA, 2544 nt
Organism: Trypanosoma cruzi
Lineage: Eukaryota; Euglenozoa; Kinetoplastea; Trypanosomatida; Trypanosomatidae
Product: retrotransposon hot spot (RHS) protein, putative
Exons: 1
Coding region: 1-2544 (847 amino acids)
Source: RefSeq, a predicted model, not a curated record
AUGAGGCUGAAUGACUUCCUUCGGAAUUAUUUUGACGGCAGGGGCGUUGAGGAAUUCAAUGAGAACGUCUACAUGAAGGACUUUUGGAGUAGCCCCAAUGAGUUCAUCCAAGACGAAGUGUUAUUGAGGACAAUAGAGGCAUCGCCGCCAUAUCAAGAGCUGAAAAAAGAGCGUGAGGAGUUUUACAUGCUAUUGGGGGCUUCAAAUAAGCUUAAAAAGGAAUAUAUUGUCACUCUCAGGCAAUGGAGGGACUUUAAAAGAAAGGACACGGUCACUCCUCUUGCAAGGGCACAAAUAAACACAGCCUACUCUUAUGUACUGAGAGAAGAGAGGCGGAAGGCGGAAGAAAGGGAAAGGCGAGAACGACAAGAACUGGGGAUUGACUUUUCCACCAGGAUUAAAGAUGCGGUGUUUAAAGGAAGGGUUCGCGUGGACAAAAUGAAGCUGAAUGAUUUUCUUGCGAUGGAAUUGGACGGCAGGGGCGCUGUGGACGCCAAUCGGGAUGUCUUGCUGGAGGAGUUUUUUAAGGACCCCAAGAAGUAUAUUUGCGAUGCGGGAGUAUUGGGCGAAAUGCAGGCAUCCGAUCGUUACAAGAGGAUGGAGGGGGCUGUACGGGAUGAAAUGGAUAUGGAAGAGGAUGUACACAAGCUUUACAAAAAUGGUGUGGACAAUCUACUGAAUUGGUUGGUGGCUACUGCGGAGGUAAAGGCAAAUGUUCAAGAAAUCACUAAAAGGUUUUUGGAUGCGGCCGCCGAGGAAGCGAGGAACCCAAAGAAGUCGAGCGCACCGAUAUACCUGGAGGGAUGCUACGAGUCUGUGUACAAUGCGGGGUGGCACCAUGUCGUGGAAGUUCCUGACGGCGAGGGGACGGGAAUGAAGGUGGAGGAGGGGGAACCACCGCAGUCAUGGACGUACAAGGCGGUUGGCGACACUCUCGAAAAGGAUGACGGUGUGCAGCAAUCCGGUGCACCGCGUCCCAGGCUGAUGGUGCUAACCUCGGACAAGGGAUGGCCGUACUCGUGGGAGGAGGAUGAAUCCACUUGUGACUGUCAUGUGAACCGUGAGGUGGAGCGAGUGUGGCAGACCGUCAGGAAUGAUCUAACCGAAUUGCUCGGCCCUGACCCUGGGGCCUACUUUGAGCCUAGGCGCCGUGUGUUGAUUGGGACGCCCGGGAUUGGGAAUUCGAUGGCUGCCGGCUCGUACCUCCUCUACCAGCUGCUGCACUGCGAUGCGGAGAAACUCCAUUUGGUUAUCUACAGUUUUGGUGGAAAUACGACGUACGUGUUUGACAAGACCAUCAAGGCGGUGAAAAGACACGUGGGUAGAGGAGCAUCCAAGGAAUGUUUGCGUGAUUUAUGGGAUUGUGGGUUGAAGGGGUAUGUUAUUUACGAUGUGACAAGGCAAGGGAAACCGCCAGCGAAAUAUUUUUUGCCUGGCCCCGGAUGGGGCAUGAUUGUGGUGUCAUCGCCAAGCGUUCGCAACUACGGUGAAUGGGAGAAACAAGAAGGAGCCGCGCGAAUCAUCAUGAAUUGCCCCGCCGAGAUGGAUGUGAAGGCGAUGUGUGCAUGGAUGAAGCGUGACGAGACUGCAGAGAAACAGGCGGAAUGCUGGAAGAUGGUCAAAGAACGCAUGGAUAACGUGGGGCCGAUUCCACGUUACAUCUUUGAUGCCAAUAAGUUCGUUGCACACUCUGCUGCCGUUGAGGAUGCCUUGGAUGGGAUCAAUUCCCGGGAUGGUGAAGAGCACUUUACACAUGGAGGAGUGAGACUGUGGGGCUCUGAGAAUCCGUCUCAAAAGCUCGUGAGGGUUGUCCGAGCAAGAGGAGAAGUCGGUCUUAAGAGGUUUCGUAACGCACCGAUAUGUUAUUUCCUUGGGUCUCGAUCAGCGAACCGUUUGGCAAAGGCAAUGAGUGAGAGAAAAUUUUUGUUGCUGGUAUUGGGGACGAGGGAAUUUCAUUUGUCCGAAUGUACGGAAAAGUUUUGUUUGUGCGCUCUCAUCUUUGAUGGGUUUGUCAGUGCAAUGGCAGUGGGACUCAAGGGGCUGAGGCCACCAGCACAUGGUAUUCAGGGCACUGUGCUGAAAGCAAAUCCUGGAGGGCACCCCACCGAAAUAUGUGAAAUACCUCGAGUUGAAGAAAUUGAUGCGAAACAAAAUAUAAAUUAUCGGGUGCUGUACAUACCGGUGGUCAGGAACUUUCCGCUGGUGGACUGCUUUUUCUUCAUGGAGUUACCGCGGAGGACGCUGGUGGGGCUGCGGAUGACUACGGCGGGUGGGCACCACACCACCGCCAGCACCGUGCGGCAGUUCACUGAGCAUCUAUCGAAGUUUUUUAAUGGUUGGGGGGAAUCAUCUCAGGGAUUGUCGUGGGAGAUGAUUUAUGUGCAGCACGCAGACAGCACGCCGAUGAAUGGCUGGCGGAGAUGUGAUGUCGUCAACCCGUCGAGUGUGGGAGAUGUUGAUCAUGGGAGGAUCGCGGAGUUCUGGAAAACCACACAUCAGUACCAGUUCACGCUGACAGAUUGUUUUCUCAGGCGUAUGUUGUAA